Molecule: messenger RNA, 1933 nt
Organism: Teleopsis dalmanni
Lineage: Eukaryota; Metazoa; Arthropoda; Insecta; Diptera; Diopsidae
Product: DNA primase large subunit-like
Exons: 2
Coding region: 116-1726 (536 amino acids)
Biological process (GO): DNA replication, synthesis of primer
Cellular component (GO): alpha DNA polymerase:primase complex
Source: RefSeq, a predicted model, not a curated record
AUUGUAAUUUAGGAAUGUGGAAUGCAAAACGAACUUCACAACUGUCAAAAUAACCGCCAAAAUACAUAAGCAAAACAAUUUCGUGCUUAGACACAAGGGAAGUAAAUAUAUUGAAAUGGAUUUUCGACGUAAAACUCGGCAACGUGUGGAAAGAAAAGCAGAAUAUGAAAACUUGGAACAAAAGUAUCCACUUAAUGUCACAAUAUAUAAACUACCACCAACUGAAGAUAUUAAAAUACAGGAAUUCGAAGAUUUGGCGCUGGAACGUUUAAAGGUCUUGCGUAUUUUUGAUCUGGCCGGAAAGAAAGGUUUUCGUUUACUUUCAGAUGAAUGGAAAGAGUUUAUCAAUGCUGAAUUAUUACGUGAAGGCUUAAAAGAUUACUUAAGAUUAUGUGAUGGUGGAUCGAGUCAUACAACUUCAAGCACCAAAAAGGAAGCAGAACUGCAAGCAAGACGCAGGGAUUACAUAUCGCAUUUCAUAUUACGUUUAGUUUAUUGUCGCUCCGAUGAUUUGAGACGUUGGUUUCUAUCGCAUGAGUUAGAACUUUUUAAAUAUAAAUUUUCAUCUCUGAGCAGCAACGAUAUAAAACAAUUUCUUGAACUGAAUAAGUUAAAUUACGUACCGCUCACAGAAAAACAAAAAGAUGAGGUAAAGGAUGGUCUGUAUGAAAGUACCGCAGGACAUAGUGUUGCUAAAAUAGAGUUGCUGGAUUUCUACAAGGUGCCAUUUACGCAGGUGUAUGAUUUGGUGCGUGGUCGACGUUGUUUCCUUAAGGAUGGCUAUGCGUAUGUGAACACCAACGAUUUUGUGUCAAUUGUUGCUGUAAUGCAAUUGAAUGAAAUUGAACACGGUUUGGAAUCAGCACGGAGGCGUAUAAAAGAAAUUGAAACGGAUGAGCGAAUCCUUUAUUUACUCAAGUCGUUGCAUACAUCAUACACUGGCAAAGACUAUACAUUGAACAAAGAAGCCAGCGUGCCGAUCGAAUCACUUGAUCAGCUUUCGAAAAAGUCAUUUCCACUAUGUAUGCGCGAUUGCCAUGAUCAUAUACGAGCUAAGCAUCACAUAAAAUAUGGUGGACGUAUGCAGUAUGGCUUGUUUUUGAAAGGAGCUGGCGUAACACUGGAAGGCUCAUUAAGAUUUUGGCGUGAAGAAUUUACGAAAAUAAUGGACUGUAAUAAAUUCGAAAAGAAUUAUGAGUACAACAUAUACCACAACUAUGGCAAGAAGGGUUCCAUGAUCAAUUAUUCACCAUAUUCGUGCAAUAAAAUAAUACAAGACAGUAUUGCUCCCGGUGAUGCACAUGGUUGUCCAUACAAAAAAUACGAUCCGUCAACGUUAAAAACAAAAUUAAUUGCCAAUGGGGUUUCAGCGGCACACGUCCAAGAGAUUAUGAGCUAUGUGACGAAGGGGCAUUAUCAGCUCGCAUGUGGCAAAUACUUUCAGAUCGUGCAUGAGAGCUUGGUUGAUGUGGGUAUCAACCAUCCGAAUCAGUAUUUUGAAGAGAGCCAAACGCUAAUGGGUAAUCGCACAGAAAAGAAAAAUGAUAAAUUAAUUCAACGUAAGGCAAUUAAACGCAAUGCUAAUGAUAAAAGCAUGUUUCCUGCUGCUAAUGAUGAUGAUGAGUUGUGGAAUAUUGCCGAAACGCAGGAAAAUCAAUAUCGAAGCCAGCAAGCUGAGCAAACUGCUUGGGACGAAGACCUGGAUCUAACGGCAAUUGAUUGUUAAAUAAGGAAAUAAAUUAUAAAUUAUUUAAAUUAUUUAACUUAAGAACAUCCUACAAUAUAUAAUAAAUUAUUAUCAAGUACUCUUCACUCAUUGCAAGUAGAGUGUUCAAUAUGUUAGCUAAAAGAUCAGAGGUACUCUCAUUGUAAAAGCGAUAUUGGGUACGAUAAUCGGUUAUAUGUUGUAUGGUGAACUAGAAUAUUUUUUGUU